Messenger RNA from Oryza sativa Japonica Group (Japanese rice), 1121 nucleotides. RefSeq lists its product as uncharacterized. The record is from RefSeq and is a predicted model, not a curated record. NCBI's taxonomy places the organism in Eukaryota, Viridiplantae, Streptophyta, Magnoliopsida, Poales, Poaceae.
UCGCUUCGUCAAAUCCGCGCGCGCGUCGUGUCGCGUACGCGCCCACGCCCACUCCCACGCCUUCGCGCGCGCGCGCGCGCGUCGUCGUCUCCCUCACCACUCGCCCCGAUCGAUCGAUCGAUCGAGUCGUCGUCGUCGACCCGUUUUCUCUCCUCUUCUCGAUCGUUAUAUCGCGACCAGUACGCGCUACUACUUCUCACUCUUUGCCGCUCGUUUCGCUCGGAGUAGCCAUGCUCCAGGCGAGCUCGGAGUUGCAGCAGCAGCCGGCGGCGGCGGCGGCGGCGGCCGGGAUGUGGGUGCCCGGGAUGAGCCCGCAGGCGGUGGACGCCGGGCUGUCGGCGAGGGCGCAGGAGAUCGCGCGGAGGCGGGAGGAGAUGCUCGGGAUGCUGCAUGACCUCCCCGAGUCCGAGUACGAGCUCUCGCUCACGGACCUCGUCGAGAAGGCCGGCGGUGUCGGCGUGGCGCCGCCUUCGCCUUCGCCGUCGGAGGGGAAGGCAGAGCCGGGCCCGGCGCGGACGGCGUCCGGCAGGCAGUCGGAGCAGCAGCAGCAGGCGGCGGCGGCGGCGGGGAGGCCGGAGAGGAGGGGGUCGGCGAGGCGGUGGGACAGCGCGGGCGGCAGCAGCUUCCGCAGCAGCAGCGACGGCGUCCUGCUCAACUUCUACAUGCCACGCUCCUUCACCCGCAGCUUCACCGCGCCGCGCACCACUGGCCCCGGCCGGCCGCCGUCGGUCUCCGGCGGCCGGACCGCCAGUGUCUGCUCCGAUCGCAACAAGAGGGAGAGAGAUGGCGAGACCGUGCGGUGCUGGUCGCUGCUGUGGGAUCGGCGGUGGCGCAAGUCGAGCCGGGGAGAUCACGGCAACGAGUCCGCCAUCCGGGCCGCGAUCCUCAAGGCGGCGAAACACAACGCUUCUUCCCCAAAGAAAAUCUGAAUGCUGCUGCUAGCGUCCAUCGUUUUGGUCUUAGAUAGCUAGCGCAGACUUAUCUGCCUGCCACCACUGGGUGUAUCAAUACUAAUGUAUGGUUUUGUACAUACUUAUGAGUGUCCAUUUUGUGCUUGUGAACUGAUUGUGUGUGAAAAACUGAAGAUAGGCAUAUUGGAAAUGAUUCCAUAAUUGCGUGCA